Messenger RNA from Capsaspora owczarzaki ATCC 30864, 2005 nucleotides. Its product is annotated as mitogen-activated protein kinase kinase 4. Gene Ontology annotation, molecular function: MAP kinase kinase activity; ATP binding. NCBI's taxonomy places the organism in Eukaryota, Filasterea, Ministeriida, Capsasporidae. The transcript has 5 exons. Gene Ontology annotation, biological process: MAPK cascade; protein phosphorylation. Bases 303 to 1694 code for a protein of 463 amino acids. The record is from RefSeq and is a predicted model, not a curated record.
UAUUUCUUUCCGUCUUUCUUCGUUUUUACGUUUUUUUUUUAUUUCCAACCGUCCUUCGCCAAGUCGUCGUGUGUGAUCUCCAUCUCGCUGCUGUAGAUUGCAUCUCGUUCAAAUUCUCAACGCUGACACCGUAGUGCAAGGAGUCACCCUUGUCCAGCUGCUGUCGUCUCGCCUUCCAUUGUUGAGUGUGCUCGUUUGGCGCUCUUCCGUGGCACCUUUCUCCUGAACACUUUGUCGCUUUUCGAACGCACUCUUGGUUUUUGGCAAAAACACCAAAAGACUCGCAUACGGUCAAACACACCAUGUCAACAUCCCACAACUCGCCCUCCCGACCGGUUUCGGGGUCUGCGUCCGCGCCGUCGGUGGUGGGCGCCAGCAACCCAUACUAUCAGCCUCGCUCGGGCCUGGCUGAUGGCAUGGGUGUCAUGGCACCAACACCCGUCGGCGGGCUUGCCGCAAGUCCGACUCCUUCCCGAUCGGUCGACAACGCCUCGCGUGAUCUCCACUCGCUCAGCCUCAAUUCGUCGCCUGCACACGGAAUUUCCACCCCGACUCGCGCACAAACCGCGGGAGGUGCUGUUGGUGGCCCCGGUGCGCGUGGCGGCGGCUCCCUGUCGAUGCGCAAAGGACCCGGCAAGCUAAGUUUUGGCUCGCAACCCACCCCGCAGCAAGCCCAGCCCAACAUCUUCAACUCUGAGCGCAAUGCUCUGACGUUGCGUGCCGAGGACGAGCAAGUCACCAUCCCGACCCAAACCGUCCAUCUGCCGAACGGCACCGAGAUUUCGCCCGAGUCGCUCAAGCAACUCGAGGAGAUUGGUCGCGGUGCAUACGGUGCCGUGCAUCGCUCCAUCUACGAGCCCACCAAAACCAUUAUUGCCGUCAAGUACAUUCCCAUGGACAUUACCGAAGAGUCCAAAAAGCUCCAGCUCAUUCGCGAGCUCAACGUCUUGCGCACCGCGACAGACGACACCGAGCCCUGCCCUUAUAUUGUCAAGUAUUAUGGAGCCUACUUCCGAGAAGGUGAUAUCUGCAUUUGCAUGGAGUUUAUGGACGGCGGCUGCUUUGACGUCAUCUACAAGAAGACGGGACCCAUUCCCGAAAAGAUUCUGGGCAAGAUUUCGGUAGCUGUGGUGCACGGCCUGCACUACCUCAAGUCACGGUUACAAAUCAUCCACCGUGAUGUUAAGCCUUCCAAUAUUCUUGUCGACUCGAGCGGCAAGAUCAAGCUUUGCGACUUUGGCAUCAGUGGUCGCCUCGAGAACUCGGUCGCCAAAACAUAUGUGGGGACAAACCACUACAUGUCGCCCGAGCGAAUUGCUCUAGCAGGACAGUAUGACAUUCGCUCGGAUGUCUGGUCGCUUGGUAUUGCUCUUGUGGAGCUUGCAACUGCAAAGUACCCCUAUCCGCCAGAUGCUAGUAUUUUUGGUAUUUUGCGGCACAUUGUCGACGGCCCUGCUCCGAGCGUGCCUGAAGGUCAAUUCUCGCCCGAGUUUGUAGCCUUCCUUAGCAAGUGCUUGCAGAAAGAUCACGAGAAGCGCGCCAACUACGUGGAACUGCUGCAGACAGAUUUUAUCAAAAAGUACGAACAGGAGGAGGUGGACGUGGCUGGAUGGGUUCAAGACGUCCAGUCCAAGAUUGCCGUCAUCCGCGCUGCCGAGCGAGUGGAGCAUUCACACUUUCCUUCGCGACGAUGAUACUUCCGUCCCAUCGAACGUUUAUUUUAAUGCUAAUUUGCUGCGACCACCACCACCACCCCGUUGUUUCUUGAUGAUGGCGGUUGCUUGUUCGUCUGAAUUGCCUUCUUCCUUGGCUGUGCUCACUCCCGCUGACGGAAGAGGCCUCUUGCUGAUGGUCGACUUUGUGUGUUGUAUUUUGUUUUGUUUUUUCUGUUUUUUCAGGCAACUUUUUUUUUUCAUUUUGCGCACUGUGCAUUCUGAGCUGUUUGUUGUGUCCUCGCGUGUGCGUGUCGCUUCUAUAAACAAACACAUAAACACAUUCGACCCCA